GCACGAUUGUAAGGAAUUUCCCCAAAACUAUACCUGCUCGAGCACUUGUAUGUAAGUUAUGGAAUAAGCGACAAUGGAUGCAAGAGUCAAAUGUUUGCUGGCCUUGAACCUGAUAGCAGUAAUGGUGUCUAUCUCUCUGGCUCAUGUGACGUCAGUUCCGGGUGACGUAUAUUUGGCAGGAGCCUUCAGUAUCUCAACGAGACUCGACGGAGCAGACGACUGCAAUGAUGAGGUAUCUGUGGUCUCGGUCAUGGAACUAGAAAUCGUCAAAUGGGCCAUAAGUCGACUCAACCAACAAAACUACAUCCCAGGAGUGAAAAUAGGUUUACUUGCCUAUCCAACUUGUAUGUCGGAGGAGUUAGCCGGCUACCGUGCAGUGGAAAUCUCAACCGCCAUCAAAGAAAGAUCCCAAAACAUUAUUGGCGUUAUCGGAGCAGAGCGGAGCUCCGAUUCAGAAGCCAUGUCUGCCAUUUUUUCUAGACUUCCGGAACCCCUCCGUCCUCCGAUGGUGUCUUAUUCCUCCACUUCCGUGUCUCUUAGCAAUAAACAAGCAUUUCCAAAUUUCUUCAGAACCAUUUACUCUGACGGAAUACAAGUCAAGGUUUUAACCUCAUUGAUGUCAGAACUUGAAUGGAAUUACAUAGCUAUUGUGUACGAAAACAAUUCUUACGGUCUUCAUGGUGCGAAUUCAUUACAGACUGAAUUGCAUAAACGAGGAAUCUGCAUCCGAUAUUCAAGUAGUUUUAAUACUACAUAUGGAAUUGAAUUAUCUACCCUUAGUCAAAUCAUUAAAGACAUCACACUGCCAAAAGGGGGCGCUGUGAGCGGUAUUGUGUUCUUUGGUGGACAAUCGUCUGCCGAGAAGUUUCUGACCGCAAUGGCAGAUCUGGAUCUUGGAGGAGAUACCCCAUCCAUUAUGUUUUCCGAGGGAGUUGGUACUUCUAAAAAUGUGUUCAAACAAGAAACCCUAACAGCGUCUAGAGGAAAUCUUGUAGUGAGUCCGACAUAUCAGCCUGUGAAUAGUUUUUUGGAACACUGGAACAAUAUAUUCAGGAACAAAACCGUUCUUGUUGACGAAUCAGAAACCAACCCUUGGUUAAAAGACAUAUUCACCAAAAUUAAAGGAUGUUCUUAUGAUGGUCCAAGUUGCGAAGUUCCUACAGAACAGCAAAUUGAAAACGCUGUCUCAAAAAACAUCUACCUAAAAUUUGCCGUGGACGCUGUUUGUAUGUUUGCAAAAGCGUUAAAGCAAUCCAAACACCAAAUCUGUUCAAAUGAUUCCUGUUCCUUACUGACUGAAGAUGGAAUAAGCAUUCUUUUAAAUGCACUUAAAUCAGUGGAAGUGAACAUGGCAUCAGAAUUUGAAGACAUUUUUGCAGCAAAAACCAGACUUCAGUUCGAUUACAAUGGCGAUAUCAAACCAAGUGAAUCCAAAGCCAUCUUUUCUGUAUACAACCACAGACAGUGUCUUGAUGACGGGUCGCAGUUUUGUUUUAUUGAGGUUGCAACCUUUGCUGGUAACAUUAUAACAAUGAACAGAACCCUAUUGAAAGAUUAUGACCAAUAUGGAACAGAGCGGAGUUACCACAAGGCACAGUGUAAGAGAGGCGACAUAUGUACACAUUGUCUUAGAGACGAGGAGCAGUUCUAUUACAAACCAGGUGACCUCAUUCUGGUAGCUGCCUUUCCAAUACACAACAUAGGCACUAAACCGCUGCAGUGUGGAGGCUUGCGGACUACAGUGAGUCUGGACGUAGCAAUGACCAUAGAGUACGCAGUGGAAACAGUCAACAAUUCCACCAUGUUUGAUGGUACGUCAAUCGGGUUCUUGUUGUUAGACACUUGCAAUGACCCACUUGUAAUUCAAGAGAAAACUCUCCGUCUGUACAAGAACGGUGGCUAUCCCAGACUACCACCGGAUGUGACGGACCGAAUUCUGGGUUUCGUCGGGUCUGUGGGAAGCACCCCAACGUCAGCCAUGCUUUCUGUCACGAAAGAGCUGCAAGGUAAACCCCAGGUCGGCUGUUGCUCCACCUUUUCAGAUUCCAGCAACAGACAAUUCUAUCCAAAUUUUGUCCGCGUGUCAACGCCGUUAGACCAGACUGCGAAAACCAUGGUUCAAAUAGCAAAACAACUUAACGCCUUUUACAUUCAAAUCAUAUACAGCUCUGGUUUCUAUGGUGAGGGAGGCAGAGACGCCAUAGUGACCAGUGCCAAGACACUUGGAAUUUGUGUAGCUAAUGAAAUAGAAGUGCCAGAAAAAUCAAACUAUAUAACUGUACUUGAUACUCUCCGAACCAAACCGUCUGCCAAAGUAGUUUUGACCUUUCUUCGCUCGCACGUGGGGCCGCAUGUUAUGAAAAUUCUAGCGGACAACAUGCAGUCCGGUGGAGAGUUCUAUUUCAUAGGAUCAGAGACCCUCGGAACCCGAGAGCAGUAUCUUAUUCCUCGACUAAGAGGCACAAUAUCUGUUGCACAGAUCAUGCCUCAAAGUCCGUCAUACCUGGAGUUCUUGAAAAACAAGAAACCUAGUCCAUUAGACGAAAAUACGUGGCUACUGGAAGUCAUCCAGAGCCGACAAGGAUGCUUUUAUCCUUGGAGCUUCAACAAAUCAUCCACCCUGUCUAGAGAAUGUGGAUCUGAUGAUAGUCUAUCAAAUGACGAAAACCUAGUUGACCUGUGGGCGCCGUAUUCAUUGAAUGCAGCGUUUGCUUUACUCAAAGGGUCUGCAAGUGCGUUGCGCGACAUCUGCAAAACAACAAAAACUUUGUGUUCCGGAUAUUCGGAUACAGAGAGGGUGUUACAGCACAUCAAGGAAGUAAAACUAGAUCUCAAUCAAAACGGCUCCUUGGUUCCUGUCUUUGAUGAAAUUGGAGACGGAAAAUACGGACAUAAGAUUUACCUCAUUGAUUCUAACGAAGGGGAACUAGUUUAUAAAUUAAUCGGACAUCGAACGCAAUCGGAUGGUUUUGUAUUCAAUAUAAAGGACAACAUUUUCCCAGGAUACCCGGGCCAGACAAAAUGUCCGAACCAACACGACUGCAAAUACUGCGAAACGUUUUUGAGUCAACCAGCACCAAGCAGCGGUGAACAAAAGUCCUCCGCAGAGAUCCCACUUAUUGUGGGGAUAGCUGUAACUAGCGGAUUAGCACUAUUGUUUUUCGUGCUAUUUUUCUGUCAGUGUCGGAAGUCUCGAGAAGGAAACCGUGAUCAUUACAAUACAACACACGAAACGACAGGAUAUUUAGAUGUUCAGCACCUCGAGAGGCCAGUUGUUCAUGCACACGCGGGCAAUGGAGAAAUCAAUUUAUAACCGUAUCAAACCAAGGACACGUGAAUCACAUGAUUUUUCUCAAGAAAUAUUUCCAUGUUGGAACUUUUUUCAGAAUUCAGAAAUGUAUACAUAUGCAUGAACAAUGUAAUAGUUUCUUGCAAAAAGUUUAUUUUUUGAAAAUUGUAUACACAAUGUCAUGUGAUAGUUACUUACAAAAUACGUUAUUUUUUUCGGAUAAUACAUUUUGUUAAAUUUUCUUUAUUAUUAUGUAGUUAAUCGCAUCAAUAGUUAUUCCCAAUACAUGCACUAUAGUGUAGAUAAAAUAGCAGCUUUGUUAUCAACUGCGUGCAUGCUUAAAAAAAAUGUGCAGGUCUUCAUAAAAUUUCAGUGGCGUAGCUAGGGAUAGAAUAUUUGUAAACGCGUGCUUACAGUGCUUUAAUAUAGCUACGCCUUGUGAAUUCGACAGGUACAUGUAUGUUAUGCCCCGCAAUAAAAAAAAAAUCAAAAGGAUUUUCAACAUAUAUGUAGAUUAAAUCCUUAUAAGCCAGGCAGUUAUUUUUUCCGUCCUCCAUUCCAAGUCCAUUUCAUGGUAAAUGAUUUCAAUCGUCGAGCCAUCUUUAUACUCUGCACGGACAGACAUCAUCGUAACAAGUGAUAUCACAAUCCUAAAUGGGUAGGGAUGUGUUUACAAACAUUGCACACACCCAAGUGUCCAGGGCUGGUGAUAUACAACCACAUAGCCAACAAACUAAGGGGUACUCUAACAAAGAACAAUUAAGAAACAAACAAAUAAAUGUCCGCUGAGAUUGACUCACUUUGACAUUAAAAAUUGGGCCGGAGUGUGACAAAAAUACUCAUUCCUUUCGACAAACACAUACAUUACCUAGGGAGAGGAUGUAGUCUCCGCUACCGCCUGUAACUAUAUACUGUCGUAACCAUUUAAUAUUCUCUGAAUAUAUUUGGCGAAUUUCACCCUUUUCCUUUGAUUAUACAAUAAUUGGAAUAAGCGUGCGUUAGUGCAUUGUCCUAGUGCAAUGCCUCCUGAGGCUGUCGUGGUGACCGCUUCCUCUCAGUACAAGAUCUAAGAUGAAUGUUUGUGUUACAUGUAUGUGUUUUUGUAGCAUCUUAUAAAAUUCAUGAUAAUUAAGAAAAAUUCUCUGGUUUUUUUUCACCUGAUAGAAAAUUUUUAUUAUAUAUACAAUGUCAAUGUACUUUACAUGUACAUGUACCAUACCAUUAUUUCAAUAUUGCUAUAAAUUAUAUGUAACAACCUAUGCCAUGAGAUGUAUGUCUUGUGCAAAUAAAGAAUGAAAUGUGCAUGUUAUAAUCUACAUGUACCUAACUACCUAGUCCUUGUUGCACCCGGAGGCACACAGGACAAGGACUAGAGAUUUCCAUUCUUCUCUGUUCUUGGCCAUCCUUUCCAUCUCUCCCCGGGUAAGCUUCAUGUCUUUGAGUUCGCCUCCAUGUUGUUCUUUGACCAGCCUUUCCUCCUUUUCCCCUCUGGGGUUCAUGUUUUAAUGGUGUAGUAUAAAUGUACAUGUAGACUUGGAGAAAAAUUUAAGAAUAAAAUAAUUAAUUAUU
This is a messenger RNA of Magallana angulata, 4858 nucleotides long. RefSeq lists its product as uncharacterized. Gene Ontology annotation, cellular component: membrane. Gene Ontology annotation, biological process: G protein-coupled receptor signaling pathway. NCBI's taxonomy places the organism in Eukaryota, Metazoa, Mollusca, Bivalvia, Ostreida, Ostreidae. Gene Ontology annotation, molecular function: adenylate cyclase inhibiting G protein-coupled glutamate receptor activity. The record is from RefSeq and is a predicted model, not a curated record. The transcript is spliced from 10 exons. The coding region runs from base 74 to 3313 and encodes 1079 amino acids.